Messenger RNA from Paramecium primaurelia, 1122 nucleotides. The record is from the annotation of a GenBank genome assembly. NCBI's taxonomy places the organism in Eukaryota, Ciliophora, Oligohymenophorea, Peniculida, Parameciidae.
AUGUACUAUGCUCCUUCCAGACCAAUUGAGAUAGAAAAGUUUCCAAAAGGAUAUAUAAAACCAUUUGGAUAAAACUUAGAAUUUCUAUAACGACCACCAGUAGAUAAUCGUAAGAUUUAAGAUUACUACGGAAAGGCUUAAGAUCUACCUGUUCAAUAGGAGAGAUCUUAAAAUAAAGAUAGAAUCUAUACACAAGGAUCUUCUGAAUAACCUUAAUAGCUAUAACAAGAGAAAUAAUAAGAUGAUAAAUAAAAGGAAAACUAAAACCAAAAAGUUGGGUCUAAUAUCGAUCCCUAAAGAAUGAUAUCUCCAGAAAGAUAUUAGAGUGCUCCUUAUACUAAUACUAUACACACUGGUGAUAAUAUUUACAAGCCUUUAAGAGUUCAUCAAAAUUUUACAUAAAGCAUUUUGCAACCUUUGGAGAGUAGAAUAUCUCCUUCAAAUUUAAGGGAACCAAAUUUAGGAUAUGUGCAUAGCUUUAGAGGAUUUUCUUAAGAUUUUUAAGAACCUGGAUUAAGUUUUGUCCCUUAAGAUUUUAGAUGUAUUCCUUCACAAGAACUAGGAUUGCCUCUUUCAGGAUAUAGAAGGAUGGCUCCUCCUGGAAUAUUAAGUGAUUACAGGAGAGGAAUUCCAGAACCAAUUUUAAGUCGAAGAAAUUGCGGGAGAGAUUUAAAAAGAAACUUAUCAUAUAGAGUUUUUCCAGCAACAGAUUAUAGAUAAGGACCUCCAGUAGAUUUUCAUAGACCCCCUCCAAUUUUAAAUGAGAGAAAUGCUUUACCAUUAGACUAUGAAGGAUAUCCAUUUUUUGAUGAUGAUAGAUAGAGAUUUGAUCCUGCAUUAUAAUAAAGAAUGUAUUUUGACCCUCUAGCUGUCCCUACUCCUGAUUAUUAUGUGCCAGAAUAUCGAGGGUUUCCUCCUAUCGGUAUAUAACGAGAUUUAAAUGAGAGAAUCCACUUUAAUCAAAGAUUGCCUUAUUAGAAUGAACUAUAUCCUCCUUCAUAUGGGAGAAUUGACUAGUAGAUAUUUAGAGAGGGAAGAUAAGAUUACUAUUCUGGUAAUAUUUAUUAGCCAUAUGGAGAAUAAAGAACAAAUGAAUUAAAUAGAAGGAUCCAAUAGGUUUGA